GGGGCGGGCUGGCAGCGGGCGGGAAGCCGGCGUGCGGAGUGGUGGGGAGUUCGCCUCCGUGCUCGCAGAGCUGUCGCCAGCGAGCCCGUCGUGUUCCGUGUGGCUGAUCCUCUCAAGGCGUCGGGUAUCGCCGGUCCCCGGCGGUGGUUUAUCGAGGCCGCCGGGGCUUUGGGCAGCGACGUCUGCCAGCGGUACCGUCCGCGGAGCAGCGGCUGCGCUUCUGCCUUCCUGCUGCCCCCGCCGGGGCCUUCGUGCCUUUGUUUGGGCUCCUCGGUGCUUGGCUGUCGCAAAUAUGAAGGUCAUCACUUGUGAAAUAGCAUGGCAUAAUAAGGAGCCUGUUUACAGCUUAGACUUCCAACAUGGAGCUGAUGGGAAGAUCAAUCGGUUGGCCUCAGCAGGUGUGGACACAGCUGUUCGUAUAUGGAAAGUGGAAAAAGGACCAGAUGGAAAAGCAAUUGUGGAAUUCUUGUCCAACCUUGCCCGCCAUACGAAAGCUGUAAAUGUUGUGCGCUUCUCUCCAAGUGGUGAGAUCCUGGCAUCUGGAGGAGAUGAUGCUGUUAUUUUAUUGUGGAAGCUGAACGAUAGCAAAGAAUCAGAACCACUAGUUUUUCAGGAUGAAGAUGAAGCUCAGCUCAACAAGGAGAACUGGACAGUUGUUAAAACUUUAAGAGGCCACUUAGAAGAUGUAUAUGAUAUUUGUUGGACCUCAGAUGGAAAUUACAUGGCAUCUGCUUCUGUAGAUAAUACAGCUAUAAUGUGGGAUGUCAGUAAAGGACAGAAGGUUUCAAUAUUAAAUGAACACAAGAGUUAUGUCCAAGGAAUAACCUGGGAUCCUCUAGGCCAGUACAUUGCAACUCUGAGUUGUGAUAGGAUCCUGCGGGUGUACAACACACAAACCAAGCGUGUAGCAUUCAAUGUUACCAAGAUGCCAUCUGGAUCAGGAGCUGAAGGAGAGGCGAGGAGCUAUCGGAUGUUUCAUGAUGACAGCAUGAAGUCAUUUUUCCGCAGGCUCAGUUUUACUCCUGAUGGCUCCUAUUUACUCACUCCAGCUGGCUGUGUUGAAUCAGGAGAAAAUGUAACAAACACCACAUAUGUUUUCUCCAGAAACAAUCUUAAAAGGCCUGUCGGUCACCUGCCAUGUCCGGGAAAGGCAACUCUUGCUGUUCGCUGCUGCCCAGUCUACUUUGAGUUGAGACGAACAUUUAAUAAAGAUGAAAUCAGUCAGAAAUCAGCUUCUGCUCUCUUUAAUCUGCCCUAUCGAUUGGUGUUUGCUGUUGCUUCAGAAGAUUCUGUGCUUUUUUAUGAUACUGAGCAGUCCUUCCCCUUUGGUUAUGUUUCUAACAUACAUUAUCACACCCUGAGUGACAUAUCAUGGUCCAGCGAUGGAGCCUUUCUUGCUAUUUCUUCUACGGAUGGAUACUGCUCAUUUGUUACCUUUGAGAAGGAUGAACUGGGAAUACCACUGAAGGAGAAGCCACAGAUAAACGUCAGGACUCCUGGUGCAGCAGAGAAAAAAGUGAAAAAGAGCCAGUCGCAUAAAGCGAUUUCUCCAGGCUCUAGGCUGACAGAGGGGAUCCCUCCCAGCAGGGUCACUGAGCCCAGCACUCCAGCCCUGCAACCUAGAACACCCACAGCUGCCAAUAAGGAUGUGUCUUCCACACCUGUUGGCAUGAAAAGUGUUCCAGUCUCAUCCUCAGAUGAGAGGAAAUUCAGCCAGCCAGCCAGCCAGAGCACUAAAGUAAACCAGCCCAGGAGGAUUACUCUCAACACUUUACAAGCAUGGAGCAAGACGCCAAGGAGAAUAAACUUGAUUCCACUGAAGGCGGAUACACCAACCUCUUCAUACACAGAUACAGUUCCUGUACCUCCUUCCUCAGAACAAGAAUAUGAGAGGCCAUUACCAUCUGAUGACAGUUUCCAAAAUCCCCCAGCAUCUAAACGUCCUAGAACUGAUGAAAUGUCUCUUCCUACAUCUGCUGAAGAUCAAAUCAGUUGCAAUUCAAAUAAAGACUGAGCUUUUAGUAGGAUCUUCACAGUCUGAAGGCAAUGUAGCCGUAUCUGAGAGUGCAUUUCUUUUCACAAAUGUUAAAGCCUCAGUUCCUGAUUAAAAUACCAUGUGCAUAUGUGAUGUAGUGCUGUGAAGAAAGAAGCUGGCAGUAGAAGACACAGGUUUCAGGAAUGUAGCUUUGCAGAACAACAAAUAGUUGGGAAGUGACUUCUAAGUGCAUUUCUACUUCUUGAAGGCAGCAUUCUUCAAGAAAAGCCACAGCCUAAGGAAAUCAGGGUAUUGAAAAGUCAUUCAGUAACAUAAGAGCCUCCGUCAUAGUCCUGAAGUUGAUGUUCAUAAAGUAUUAUGUCUUCCAGCAACCUGUCUGGCAAAAGAAUAGAAUUUCUAAGGACUUAAAUGGAUUCAUAAUGAUUUGAUGUAGUUUAAGAUUAAAAAAAGAAGAAACAGUUUCAUUCAAGCAUCUUGGCUUCCAUGUUUAACAAUGUGCAAAGUGAUUCAUGCUCUUCAGUAUGUGUGGAAUGGAAGCUGAUGUUCACGUGCACUACGUGCAGCAGCAUACAAUAUGACUGCUAUGACUGAAACAGAAAUCAGGACCUGUAACUGCAAGAAAAAAAAGAAAGAAAAAGGAAGAAACCCUCUGAGGACCUGUUUUAGGCAUGAAAGAGCAGAAUAAAAUUCUUCGUUGUUUAUUUUCUGUAUUUUAAAAAAACGCAGAUGUGAGAUUUUAAUGAGGCAGCGAGGUUUGAGCAUAUGCAUUAGAAGUUUUCCCCUUUUCAUUUUUCCAAACUAAAUCCCUUAGCCAAUAAAAUCUAAAUCCAGUGUACAGUAACCUUGUAGAAGUUAUUUGCUUUUUACCAUUUAAUACUUGCUAUGUAGUUGAACUAAGACAUGCAGAUUGAAAACAAUGAGACCAAAAUAUUUGAACAUCACCACACUUGAUUAUCUGUGGUAUGCUGACUUGUUCUCCAGACACAGAAUGCUCAGCCACAACAUUCUGAGCUUGUCCACUUCAUUUUCUUUAACAUUAUGUACUUGUUUUUAAAAAAAUAACUCCUAACAUGUGAACAGUCAUUCUAGCUGAUAGUAGCAAUUAUGGUAAUUUCCUCUUAUGAUUUAGCCUACUGUUUUGUCAUUUGAAAUUCCACAGCACACAGGAGGAAAAAGCUGCAAUUCAAGUUAAAGCACUUUGACUUUCAUUCUUCCCUCGAUUUGGUUGGUUUUGAGGUGCGUAAUUUAAUUAGUGUUUGUUUUCUGUGAAAUUCUAAGGAAGUGGACUAAUACUUUAGAAAGGCAAAAAUACAAGUGCUUCAGAAGUGAUUCAUUAAAAUACCUAUGUCAGAGUGUUUCAAGCAAAUGAAGUGUGUUGCCUACAAUUCAACAUAAAUUAGUAAGUAAAGAGUUGUAGGAAACUAAUGGUAUCUUUGCUUUCAACCACAGAGAUGAGAAUGAAGCUUCACUAGACUUACCCAAACCUGUGUUUCCUUCUUUUCUUCUCGUGAGGAAUAUAAAGACUUAAUUACCAAUCAAAGCUGCAUCUAAAACUUUUUUUCCCCAAGAAGGUUUAUAGAUACUUAAAGCUUGUAGAGGUAUUUGAAUUGAUAGCUAAGGCAAAUAUGCAUUGCUGGACUUGCUAUUUUUUGUUCAGUUUGAGUUACAAAAAUCCUAGUAUUUAAUCUUCUUGUGGGACAGGGACCCACUUAGUACAGUACUGCAAUGUUUUGUUUUGUGCAUUGCAAAGAAUCUUUUGAAUUCACACCUACACUUCUAAGUACUAAUUGCAAAGCUGUCCUCAUGGAUAUUUAAAAAUUUUAUUCCUUUUUUUUUUUUUUAACACAGAGGUUUUCAAAGUAAACUACAUUUUCUGUUGAAAAUGAGUAGGUUAGGUAUAUUAAGUGUUGCUGGCAUACCUGGUCUCUGUGGCCCUCAGAUGCAAUUAAUGACUGGAGUAUUCAUCUUUAUUUCAUACCAUAACCAUUCAGGUGUUAUGUGCAUUUGUUUAUGUGGUGGCUCCUUGACUGGAGAUUAUUUCCACAUCAUGACAUCUGUCAGAAUGCUCUACCUGGUAUUUUGUCUUCCCUGAUAGGAAUUUUUUCUUUCCUUUAGUUCUCUCUUGCCAGCAUGAUUUCCAGCUUUGCUGUUUAUUCUGUUACGUACUACUUUGUUAUCAAAUUUAUACAGCACUAGGUUUUUAACCUGUUUCUAUAAGCGGAUGCCAUUGUUCAUGUAAUAAAUUACAGUCUUUAACACUGACAGUCAAAA
This is a messenger RNA of Columba livia (rock pigeon), 4267 nucleotides long. RefSeq names its product chromatin assembly factor 1 subunit B (gene CHAF1B). Gene Ontology annotation, molecular function: protein binding. Gene Ontology annotation, cellular component: nucleus; CAF-1 complex. Gene Ontology annotation, biological process: DNA replication-dependent chromatin assembly; nucleosome assembly. The record is from RefSeq and is a predicted model, not a curated record. The transcript is spliced from 14 exons. NCBI's taxonomy places the organism in Eukaryota, Metazoa, Chordata, Aves, Columbiformes, Columbidae. Bases 293 to 2014 code for a protein of 573 amino acids.